AUGCUGAAGGAACGAUCGCGCCUGUCAGGAAGUGUCUAUCCAGAGACUGUGCUUCCAGGGAAUGGAACAGAGUUGGUCUGGAACCGGCCUCGCUGUGGCGUUCCAGACUAUCCUACUCAGAAGCAAGGUGGUGUCUUGGACUACCACAUGCGGAAGGGGGAAUCCUUUGGAGGAAAGCAGCGUCAGAAGCGAUUCGUUCUCUUUGUGGGGCGCUGGGACAAGACUGACCUCACCUACAAGUACUGGCAUGGUGACAACCUGCCCUUUGAUGGUCCUGGAGGCAUUCUGGCUCAUGCCUUUUUUCCCAGAACCCACCGGGCAGGCGACAUCCACUUUGACUAUGACGAGAGUUGGACUGUGGGCAACAGCAUGGGUACGGACCUCUUGCAGGUGGCGGCCCAUGAGUUUGGCCAUGUUCUUGGCCUCCAGCACUCCCUGGUCCACAGAGCCGUCAUGUCCCCCUUCUACAGCUUCUCAUACCCUUUGGAGCUGAGUGACGAUGACAAGCAGGGCAUCCAAUACCUGUACGGCCCACCGCGGAAAGCCACGCCUGUCAUCACAGAGACCAAUGAGAUCGAAACCACUGUGCCGGACCCCUGCAGGACUAACUUUGAUGCAGUGUCCAUGAUCAGAGGUGAGUUGUUCUUCUUCAAGUCCUGCUAUGUGUGGCGUAUCCGCGACGGCCGACUGCAGGCGGGGUACCCGGCGCUAGCAACACGCCACUGGAGGGGGAUCCCCGACAACAUCGAUGCGGCCUACGAAGACAAGACUGGAAACAGCUGGUUCUUCCAAGGUGACAGUUAUUGGGUGUUUGACGCAGAGAGGAAGAUCACAGGGCCGGACUCGUUGAGUCGGCUGGGUCUCCACGUGUCGGACAUCCAGGCAGCCCUCAUGUGGGGCGAGGACAAGGCCCAGAAGACUUACCUCAUCAAGUCGGGAACCUACUGGCGCUUCAGCCCCCUGGAGAACCGGGUGGAGACAGCCCACCCACGCAGCAUGCAGGACUGGGGGGGCAUCCCCAUGGACAUCGACGCUGCCUUCCAAGACCAAUAUGGAUAUGCUCAUUUCCUGAGUGGGAUGCAGUAUUGGAAGUUUGACCCGGUGGAGGUGACGGUUCUGGAAGGAUACCCACGCUAUAUCGGCAUGGACUUCUUUGGCUGCCCACCUCCUAUUAUCGAUAAAGCCCAUGAAGAGUCCAUAUAGCCCAAAGAGGUGAAUGGAAUAUCAAGACCAAAUUAAUUUGUUUGCUCUUAAGACUGUCACUACAACGGGACUUUAGACUGAUAUAAUUACAUCAUUGCGUAACAUCAGCAGGUUGACUGCAGCUGUUGGUCUAAUAGAGGUGAGGACUUGGCUGAAACUUUCAUUAUGAACCCAGUCUGAGGUCCGUGGCUGUCUGAAGACCACUAGAAAUUGAGGUCAUAUUUCAACAGAUGAAUUGGGUAUAUUUCAUUCUAUCAUCACCCACAUUUUCUGGUGUAAAAUCAAUGCACAGGCUUUCAGAGAUAUGUUAAAGAGCACAUGGACAGCUCUGCUGAAUAUAUAUAUAUAUUUUUACUUGAUGUAUAGCCUUGAUUCUUAUUUAUUGUUGUUUUUGUUGUCAAAUGUUUUUUAUCCACAGAUGAGUCUCAAUAAUGUUUCUGUGCCCCUCUUUCUUUCAUGCCAUUGUUUAUCGGGUGUAGCCGUGUAAACCUAUUUGACAGGGACCCACAUUUUCUCUCCAGCCUCAUUGAGCUUUCUAUUUCACACAGAUGUGCUCAAACAGACCAAAAGGAAGGUACAUUUGUACCUCAAAUAAAGUGCUUUGCCUUUAACAGUUAAA
Molecule: messenger RNA, 1822 nt
Organism: Oncorhynchus tshawytscha (Chinook salmon)
Lineage: Eukaryota; Metazoa; Chordata; Actinopteri; Salmoniformes; Salmonidae
Product: stromelysin-3-like
Exons: 6
Coding region: 1-1203 (400 amino acids)
Biological process (GO): extracellular matrix organization; collagen catabolic process; proteolysis
Cellular component (GO): extracellular matrix
Molecular function (GO): zinc ion binding; metalloendopeptidase activity
Source: RefSeq, a predicted model, not a curated record